AUGGCUGAUUGGAUUCCGGGUAUUUCACAAGUAAAAAGUCUCUUUCAAGUUGCAUGUGGAGAUUUGAAAGGUGCAGCAAAAACACAAGACAAUUUUAUUAAGCAAUGUCCUGGAGUUUCACAGGUUACUUCCGUCGUUCAGUUAGUGACUGGUGAUGCAGAUGGAGCACUCGAAACACAAAAACAAUGUCUUGGUACACUUUCACGUGUGGCAGAUGGUGUGCCAGUCGUUGGUCAUGCCAAAGGUCUUAUUCAUUAUGCAGCAGGCGAUACCCAAGGAGGUCAUCGAGCUAUGAGAAGUUCAACUCGCACCUGUGCCGUAAUGGGGGCUGGCGCGGCUGGAUUUGUUGCUGGUGGACCGGUGGGCGCAGUGGGUUUAGGUGUAGCUGCAGGAGCAGGAAUGGACAGUAUCUAUACAGUGGCUACCGAUACGCCGCAGGGUUACGUAGCUGCAGUGAAGAAUGUGGUGGAAAAUCCGUCUGCUGGUGGACUUUUUGAUAUGGCUUUGAUGCCGGUAGGCGAUGGUAUGACCGGAAUGGCUGGUGGAGCUAUUGCUAGAAGUGUUCAAAAUAAUGUGCAGCUUCAACAAGCUGCCGAAUUGUAUAAUCGAGCUGAUGCUACUUUACAGGCUGCCGAAGCCAAUGUUCAAUCAAUGACUUCAGGUGAAUAUAUGCAACAAAUGAAUACGGCAGCUGAUCUUUUUAAAACAGCACAAAAUAUUGAACAGGCAGUGAAUGGUCCUCCUCCUCCGUCGACGUUCUCUGCUGCGGGCAAGUCGGGUGAAAGCGCAGCAGUAACAACAGCUGGACAGACAGCUACACCUACAGUUACAAUUGUAGUACCAGAAUCGGGCCUACUUGAGACAGAGCAAUCUACUCGUCGAGUGUAUGUGAAACGACAUAGACGAAAUGAUGGAGUCUAUGAAAUUGAAAUAGCCGGUGAAGCUGAAGCAUCUGCUACUGUUACCUUUCUUAAUGUGGAAAAUGCACCUACAGCAAUGCGUAACGUUCAUGCAAAUCUAGCUAUGGGAAAAUUAGAUAAUUCAGUUCGUGGUUUCGAUCAUAUACUUGUGAGACAUCGAAAUGAUUUUCAACAACUUGGUCUGAGUGUCAAUGGUGUUGAUCGAUGGAAUGAUCAAAUUACUGUGAUCACAUAUUUGCGUAAUACGAUGCGUGCUUCGAAUUUCAUCGGACAAGAAUUUAGUCACAGUGGAUCUUUACGUUUCGCCUGGAGAGUGAAAGACAUCCUUGGUCGAGAGCGUAUCCUUGUUGUCGGUUACAGUAGUCAAACCUAUGAGAUCGCAGACAAUUCUGAAAUUCGUGGUCCAUUUCGUGAAAUUAUGAGUGCAUUUCUUCUGGAACCUAAUGAAAAAGGCGUGUUUACUCGACCUUCAAAUUUUGUUGAUAGUUGUAGAAGAUCAAAAAGUGCAUAA
Didymodactylos carnosus is the source of this 1431-nucleotide messenger RNA. The record is from the annotation of a GenBank genome assembly. Lineage: Eukaryota; Metazoa; Rotifera; Eurotatoria; Philodinida; Philodinidae.